GUAGCCCGUAGACCCGCAGUGAGUCCGGCACCGCAGCUGUGUGGGCACGCGCCGCGUUCCUCCGUCUGUUACUUCGCAUUGUCACGCGAUUGUGUUGUGUUGUGGUUGGUUACUGUAUGAUAAAAGUGAGAUUCCGCUAAACGUCAUGAACAAAAAAUCACAUAAGAAGAAGCAAAAGAAGAGAGGCAAAGGCGAUGUUCGGAACAAGGAGAACAUUAUCGAGGCGGAGGUUGAGGUGGAGAUCCCGCCACCGCUCGAGAAGCUGUGCUACGAGAUCAGACAAUCAGAUGUUAUGGGCAGAUACGUGGUGGCGGGCCGCGACAUCCGCGCCGGUGAGGUGAUCAUCGAGGAACCGGCCAUCGCAGUGGGGCCCUGCACCGGCUGCGGGCUCAUCUGCCUCGGAUGUUACCGGGAGCUAGAUGAUGCUAGCUUGUUUAAAUGUCGAGGUUGCAAAUGGCCUAUGUGCAGUGGCUCGUGUCCUGGACAGGGGAAGUACACUGGCCACUCCACGUACGAGUGCGAUACAUUGAAGAACGUGCCUCCGGAUUACACCAACCUCGAGGACUUGAAAGAUUCCUAUCAGGCAUUAAUGCCUUUAAGAUGUCUCCUGCUAAAAAAAGCAGACCCUGAGAAAUGGACAGCGCUGUCAGCCAUGGAGUCGCACAACGAGAUGCGGCGCGCCAGGGGCGACAUCUGGCCCAUGAACGACAAAAACGUCGUGCAGAGAAUCAACAAGUGGGGCUUGGACUACGCUGCGGAGGAGAUACACACAGUGUGCGGUAUACUGGAGGUAAACGCCUUCGAGGUGGGAGGUAGCGGCGCAAACGCUCGAGCUCUGUACGACCGCGCGUACCUCCUGGCGCAUGACUGCACUCCCUCGACGACCCACACGGACGCGGAGAGAGUGCCGGGAAGGCCUCUCACGAUCCGAGCCUCUAUACCUCACAAAGCUGGCGACCUCAUAUCCUUGUGCUACGCUUAUACAUUACAGGGUACACUUAAAAGGCGGGAGCACAUAAAGCACAGCAAGUUCUUCGAGUGCGCGUGCCGGCGCUGCGCCGACCCCACCGAGCUGGGCACGUACGCCAGCGCGUUCCGCUGCCCGCGUUGCGGCGGCCGCGUGCUGUCCACUGCCCCGCUGGACCCUGGCGCGCCCUGGAGCUGUAGAGAUAAUGGCUGCCAAUACACCAUGCCCGCUGCCGCUGUCCAGCUGCUGCUAAGGAAGUUGACAGACGAGUUCGAGCUGAUAGAUGCAAACGACGUGCCCGGCUUCGAGAGCUUCCUGCACAAGUACAGGAACGUGAUCCACAAUACGCACUACCUCAGCCUGUCCGCGAAGCACUCGCUCAGCCAGCUGUACGGGAAGGUGGCCAACUACAUGAUCCAUCAGAUGCCAGACCUAGAGCUGAAUCGGAAGAUCGAGAUCUGUCGGGAUCUGAUGAAGGUGUUCGACGUUAUUGAGCCGGGAUAUUCGAGGUUACGAGGUGUUACGCUGUACGAACUUCACGCGCCACUGAUGAUAUUAACAACGAGGGACUUUGAGAAGAAAGCUAUUUCCAAAGAAAGUCUCAGGAAUCGCCUUAAAGAGAUUGUGAAAUACCUCACGGAAUCGGCGUUAAUUCUGGGCUUUGAACCACCGCAGUCUUCCGAGGGUUUGAUGGCUUCCGCAGCUCGGGAGGCAUUGAAAAAGAUCAAAACUUGGGAACAGAUCAUAGGGAAGAUUUCAACAAUGGUGGAACAAGGAGCCUGCGCGGUAUGCCUGUCGCCAGCUCUCCAGAAAUGCUCGGGUUGCCAGACAGUGCACUAUUGCACCAAAGACCAUCAGAAGCAGGACUGGAAGCUGCAUAAGUUCCAGUGCACUCCAGCAAGAGUGAAGGAGGAUGACAAGUUGGGAAGGUACUUGGAAGCGUCCCGGCAGAUCAAGUCAGGAGAUGUGGUGCUGAAGGAAAAGCCUCUGAUUACUGGACCCGCGCAGGUUACACCACCAGUUUGCCUCGGCUGCUACACUCUAUUAGAAGAGGGUAAGACAGUGACUUGCGAGAAAUGCGGCUGGCCGUUCUGCUCUCAAGGGUGCACCAAGAACGAACUGCACAAGCCUGAGUGCCAUUACACACAGCAAAGAGGGGAAAAGGUACACAUCACAAACUUCGGCAUCCCCCACCCAAACUACCAGUGCAUCACGGUAUUGCGCUGCCUAUACCAGCGAGACCACGACGAGAAGCUGUGGGCCAAACUGCAGGCCCUCCAGUCACACUGUGAGGACAGGAAAGGCACGGAAAAAUGGAAUUAUGAUCGGAAGAUGAUAGCUGAAUUCAUCUGGAAGUUCUUUAAGCUAGAUGGAACAUUUAGCGAGGACGAGAUUAUGAAAUGUUGCGGAAUUUUACAGAUCAAUGGUCAUGAAGUUCCUCUAAUGGAGCCGGAGUAUUUAGCAGUGUUCGACCGCAUCUCGAUGGUGGAACACAACUGCAAGGCCAACUGUAACAAGAGCUUUACUUCUGACGGACAAAUUAUCCUCUGCGCCGGACAAGAUAUUCCCGCGUCUGCGCACAUCACGGUCUGCUACACCGACCCGCUGUUUGGCACGGAGGGCCGCCGUCAUCACCUCGCAGACUCCAAGUUCUUCGAGUGCUCAUGCGAGCGGUGCAGCGACGUCACUGAGCUGGGCACUAUGUACAGCGCUGUUAAAUGCAAGAAGAAAGGAUGCAAAGGCUACCUCCUCCCAGAAACCUUCAUGGUCCCGAUCUUGCACAAGACAAAGAACCCAAACCCAGAGACCAGGAAUCUGGACAACAAAUUCUGGAACUGCAACAGCUGUAAAGACUCGGUGUCGGACGCUAUAAUACAGCAGCUAUUGCAGGAUAUAGGGAAAGAGCUCAGUGCCAUGCCGAAGGACGACGCUGAUGCUUGUGAGAGGUUCAUAGAACACUGUGGUAGCUACCUCCACCCAUCCCACUACUACAUGACGGACGUGAGCAUCGCGCUGGCUCAGCUGAUAGGUCAGCAGCAGGAGGACGGCCUGACCACUGUCUCGGACGACAGGCUGUUGCUUAAGACACAGCUGUGCAGGAAGAUCGCUGAUCUACUGGAAGUAUUGGCGCCAGCUGAGACCCGACUUCGUGGAACGAUACUGUUCGAGCUGCACGCGGCUAUAGCAGAGACCGGCAGAAGACGAUCCCUGACAGAAGGUCCCAUGGUGAUGUUGGGAUAUGUCACGGAAUCGAAGAAGGUCCUCCUGGAGUCAGCGGUGCUCCUCCGCCACGAGCCGCCAGAACUGCCCGAGGGUCGUCUGUCGCAGCAGGCCAAGAUCAACCUCAUGCAGAUGGAAGACCUCAUCAGAACCAUGUCCAAUGCGUUACCGUCACCCUUGUAAUCAAUAAUAAAGAGUGUUUCUGUAA
This is a messenger RNA of Manduca sexta (tobacco hornworm), 3395 nucleotides long. RefSeq lists its product as uncharacterized. The record is from RefSeq and is a predicted model, not a curated record. Bases 146 to 3370 code for a protein of 1074 amino acids. Gene Ontology annotation, molecular function: protein binding. The transcript is spliced from 20 exons. Lineage: Eukaryota; Metazoa; Arthropoda; Insecta; Lepidoptera; Sphingidae.